GGACUUGACAUGAGUGUCGCCCCAGCCAAUGACAUCGCGUGCUCUGAGAUGACCUCACUGGUGUUGUGUUGAUAAACGUAAGAUGAAAAACUGGAUGUAGAGGCUAUUAAAUUUGUCAAAUUCUCAACAACUUAAGGCGUGUGUUGCUCGAAAUGGCACAUUCCGUCCAUUUGUAAAGGGUUUUCACGAUUCCUUGUCUAUUAUUUCUGGUUUGACCUGUCGCAGACGAGGAACAAGAAAAAGUUGUCAUUCAUCGCGGUGAAGUGUUGUUACUUUGCUCAACUGCUACUGGUUUCCUUUCAAACGUUUUUGCUCAUGGUGAUAUUGCGAGCUUGAUAACACUUCUAGCGGUUCACCUUGGAUGUUGAUACUUUGGUACAUAUAGUAGUCAUCUUGUUCAUUGCGGGAAAGAAACGUAUCCCCUAUUUAAUAGACGUUAGGUUAUGACUUGCUCAUACACUAUGAACUCAACGAAUGCAUCCAGCAAUGCUACCCAUGUCUCAUCUCGCUCCUUCCAUCACUUCCUACAAGAGCCAUUUGGACUCACAAUCGGCCGUCUAAUCAUCGAGGGAAUCAUCUUCUUUAUAGGAGUCGUUGGAAACAUUCUCGUUUGUGUGGUGGUCGUUCGACAACGGCUUACCAAAUCGUUAGCUUAUGUGUUCAUUUUAAACCUAGCUAUCGCGGACCUUGGAAUCUUGUUGUUCAGUUUUCCAUUUGGUCUGAUAAGAACAGAAGGCAUCAGUUGGCCAUUUGGAUGGUUUGGUUGUAAGGUUUUCUACCCGCUAAGCGAUGUUUUCCAUGGCGUCUCUAUAGCGUCAAUCACAGUCAUUGCCAUAUACCGGUAUCGUGGGAUAGUCGCGGGACGCAGCCCCAAUCAAAAUCGUGCGGCCAACUGCGCCAAGGUGAUCAUUUUCUGUUUAUGGGUCUCAUCGUUCCUGCUACUCGUCGUACCUCUAUUCUUCAGCAUGGAGUUUGUCAUCUUUCAAGGCAAGCACUACUGUUACCCAAAGUUUGAAAAGUGGCUAUACUUUGCUAUCUACCAGAUGGAGCUGUUUGUUAUCACAUACAUGCUUCCUAUCUCUAUCAUACUCUUUACGUACGUCAAGAUUCGCGCACGACUGCGUGAAAGUAUCCGACUGCGACAUCAAAUUCGCCGUCAAUCAGGCCUCCUGAACAAAACUGACAAAGACUCCUUCAACGAGAAAAACUUCAAAGCACUACGAAUCCUCACUCCGGUGGUGUUAGUGUUUGUCGUCACGAUGUUGCCGUAUAACAUUUACCGGGUAGUUGAUAUCUUUAUUGAUACCUCGGGAAUCAAAUACAUGUUGAUAUUCUUUAAAAUGUGUGUGUUGGCUUUUGUGUGUAAUAGUUCAGCAAAUCCUGUCAUUUACGCAUUGAUUAGCGAUGAGUUUCGCAAAGCCUUUAAGUGGCAUCUUAGAUACUGCGUGAGCAAACCUUUGAACAAGACCAACAUGUUUUCUUUAGCUGAGAGGUUCACAUCGAUCAAAAAAGCGCACGGGAAGGAACGAAAGAAAAGCGCAACUACUAUGUUGAUGGUUUGAUGAUCUGAACCUACGAGGGCUUCACACUCUGAACAGUAGUCAACCACAUCUGGUAUUUUGAAGUGACUAUCUCAACUUGGCACCAAUAAAAGAACCAUUCAUUAUACUUAACCUUUGAGGCCAAGAAUCCUCAGCAAUUUGCUGAUAAAGAAUAAAAAAUACUUACCGCAUAGAGCAUGAAAUUAAACAGGAGAAAGAUCAAUAAACGAUAUCAUAUUUUGCGUCACUCAGUUCUGACUCAAGACAAAAAAAAAUCGUUUCCAAGUAACCUAAAUAUUACAACAAGUACUAUAUCAGUAGCUGUCAAAUACAACGAAAACCUUUUUUCUUGUUUAAGAUUGAGCUUGUUUCCACUUGAAAAUUCUUACUUCUUUAAGUAUUAAUGCUGUAUCCUUGGGAAAUUCCUUUCAGACGCAGUCUGUGUUCACUCCUAGAUGAGCUAAACGCGCAAAUAAAGAUUGCACCGGACGCUAAAGA
Molecule: messenger RNA, 2039 nt
Organism: Actinia tenebrosa (Australian red waratah sea anemone)
Lineage: Eukaryota; Metazoa; Cnidaria; Anthozoa; Actiniaria; Actiniidae
Product: galanin receptor type 1-like
Biological process (GO): G protein-coupled receptor signaling pathway
Cellular component (GO): plasma membrane
Molecular function (GO): G protein-coupled receptor activity
Source: RefSeq, a predicted model, not a curated record